CCCAAAUGUAACAAAACUCAGCAGAUCAGAAGGGGAAAAAGAUAAACCCUAAUUCCUCAGAUUUUUCGAGAUUACAAUUUGAGAACCACCGAUUCGAGUAGCUAUGGGGAUUCUAUCAUGGUUCACGGGAAGUCCUAAGCCGUCACAGUCCGAGACGUCUAAGCCGGAGAUGAUACAGAUGCCGAAAUCAGAAACUCCAGCUCCGGGGAUGAACGGAGCCAUAGAAGUUCCUCGGCCCGAUCGCGCGACGGUUUUCGAGUUCGGCUCCGUAGCGGCCACCGGAGACAGAGUCACUCUCGCUGGAUACUGUCCCGUUUCCGAUGAUCUCGAACCUUGCCGCUGGGAGAUUCUUCCCGCCGACGGCAAAGACGCUCCACAGUUUCGCGUCGUCUUCUGAAGAAUCAGUUAAUAAUCUCUAGAAGAUGUAAACUUGUUCAAUCUCGUCGUUGAUAAUUGUAUUUGGUCUGGUAAUGUCAUCUCUUUCAUUUGAAAUCGAACAUGUUCUCAUCUUUAA
This is a messenger RNA of Arabidopsis lyrata subsp. lyrata, 514 nucleotides long. RefSeq lists its product as uncharacterized. NCBI's taxonomy places the organism in Eukaryota, Viridiplantae, Streptophyta, Magnoliopsida, Brassicales, Brassicaceae. The record is from RefSeq and is a predicted model, not a curated record. The coding region runs from base 104 to 397 and encodes 97 amino acids. The transcript has a single exon.